AUGGCGGAAGUCGAAGUCGAUACACGACUAGAGACUUUUGUUCUCGCAGCCGACGAGGCGCAAAAUCUCGCCCUCACUACGAUUAGCAAUGAAGUUGCAGCAGCGCCUGCAGAGAAGAAGGUGAAGAAGAUUAUCCGGCGGAAGAAGCGCCCAGCACGGCCCCAGAUCGAUCCGGCAUUGAUCAAGUCGGAGCCGCCACCGCAGACGGGUACCAUCUUCAACAUCUGGUUCAACAAAUGGUCGGGCGGCGAUCGCGAGGACAAAUACCUGAGCCAGACGCAUGCCAAAGGGAGAUGCAACAUUGCUCAGGACACUGGAUACACGCGAGCCGACACAGUUUCCGGGUCGUACUUCUGCCUCUUCUUUGCUCGCGGAAUAUGCCCCAAGGGACAAGACUGCGAAUACCUACACCGGCUCCCUACCAUACACGACCACUUUAGCCCAAAUGUUGACUGCUUUGGGCGAGACAAGUUUUCGGAUUACCGUGACGAUAUGGGCGGGACAGGAAGCUUUAGUCGCACGAACCGCACGAUAUACAUUGGGAGAAUCCAUGUCUCUGACGAUAUCGAGGAGGUGGUUGCGCGGCACUUUGCGGAGUGGGGCCAAAUAGAGAGAACAAGAGUUCUCAAUACACGCGGCGUGGCUUUCGUCACCUACUCGAACGAGGCGAAUGCUCAGUUUGCAAAGGAAGCAAUGGCCCACCAGAGCCUCGACCAUGAAGAGAUCUUAAACGUUCGCUGGGCAACUGCCGACCCCAACCCAAUGGCCCAGAAGCGCGAAGCAAGGCGCAUCGAGGAGCAGGCGGCUGAGGCGAUCCGGCGGGCGCUGCCAGCAGAGUAUGUUGCCGAAAUCGAAGGCAAGGAUCCAGAAGCGCGGAAGAGGCGGAAAAUUGAAAGCAGCUACGGACUCGACGGGUAUGAGGCGCCAGACGAGGUGCAUUUCGCUCGCGGAAGGAACGCCGUCAACCCAAGAGGGCGGGAGGGAUACGAACUCGAACAUGAGCAGCGUAUGUUGAUUGAAGCCGCCGACGCUGUCGAGGCCCAAGAAGUAGCCCAGAGCCAGGCGCCGGCGGAGCCCGAGAAAGGUAGCAUUCUUUCAAGCAGUACACUAGCAAUGCUGCAGUCAACUAGGGUCACGGUUGCUUCAAAACCAAAGCCAGUGGCUCCAUCAGGGCCAUUGGUGGCCUACGAUAGCGACAGCGAUUAG
Molecule: messenger RNA, 1206 nt
Organism: Lasiosphaeria miniovina
Lineage: Eukaryota; Fungi; Ascomycota; Sordariomycetes; Sordariales; Lasiosphaeriaceae
Exons: 6
Coding region: 1-1206 (401 amino acids)
Cellular component (GO): Prp19 complex; U2-type catalytic step 1 spliceosome; U2-type catalytic step 2 spliceosome
Molecular function (GO): metal ion binding; U6 snRNA binding; pre-mRNA binding
Source: RefSeq, a predicted model, not a curated record